AUGCCGUUCUAUCGGCGCACGGUGGUGCCCCAGCGUCUGUGCCCGCGCAACCCGCCUCAGCCACUGACCGAGCUCCGCGACGUGAGCCACCUGGCCGCGCUCAGCCUGCUCCGCCAGCUCGCCGACCUCUGCGGCCACUCGCUGGCUCUGCUCGAGGACCUCGAGGGGCACCUGCUGGCCCUGGGGCGCCGCACCGACAGCCUGUACCGGCGCACCGUGCGUCUCCGCCGCCGUCUUCCCUGUCGCCUGCUCGGCCCGGAGGACGACGAAGAAUUGCUAGCCGCAGCUAACUCGAGUCGGGAAAAUGCGACAGCGACUGCCCACUCGAGGUCGUCAUGGCGACAGCCAGUGAACGUGUUUCUCUCCUCGGGCAGGCCCCCGAGUGUAGAGGAACUGCUUCGCGAGGCGCAGCUCAAUCUCCAGAGCCUGUUGCAAGAAGAAUAUGAGGAACAGUAUUCGGAGGCCAGACUUCUGGGGCAGACCUUCCGCUCUUCUGAUGAGGCCCCUGAGCCUACUGCCAGCCAAAGGCCCCAGUCUACCAAGCGUCUGGAGUUUGUAUUGAUGCCUGCAAAACGGCAGCUGAGCGAGGAUGAGACCACGACCCAGGGUGUGAGGGCCCCAGAGGCCUACCUGAGCCUGCCUACAGCCGACAAGCAAACUGCCUGGAAUGGCCCCUUCCCUCUACCCAUCCUAAAGGAGAAGCGCUGGCUUCAGCCCUGCUCCACGCAGUCCGACCUUGUGCCCAUCAACAUCUCUGGGCAGCAGUUUGAUAGACAUGCAAGUUUUCGACACUCGUUGUUUAACACAGAGACAGCCGUGAACCCCAAGUCCACCCUGAGGCGGAGGCGGACCAUUAUUGGAUUCUCUAACUUUUCUCAGCGAGACCCAGGUCACAGCAACAGCCCAGUAGGCAGCCUGGCCUCGGACAUCAGGCCUGGCUACUCAGCUCCACAAGUUGUUCAGGGAAGAGUUGCUAUUGGGCAGGAAGCUCGGUUUCCAAGUCUCACCUCGCCAGGACUGAGACACUCAUCAAGUGAGCCCGCAGACCCUCACCAGGCACGUGGUGGCCCAGACCCUCCUGCCACGGAGAGCAUGGCAAUGGUGUACAGUGUCCCCAGUUCUUGCAAUGGACCAACAGAGUCAACGUUCUCCACUUCCUGGAAAGGAGAUGCUUUCACGUACAUGACUCCAAGUGCCAGCAGCCAGAGCAAUCAAGUCAGUGAAAAUGGAAAAAAUCCUUCCUCUGGGAAUUCUUGGGUCUCUCUGAACACACUCCCACCUCUGGUCCCUAAAGAGGCGGCUACCCUCUUUGUCACCCGUGAUAACCCAGCAGGAUGCACUGGGCUACCCAGCUACUCUGACCAUCCCACUCAACUAAGGCAAAUACCAGAAAGACCUCCCAAGAUUGGCCUCCUGGCCCGUGGUACCUCAAGACUGGAAACAGGCCCUGGCGGAACUAACAGAUUCCGGGAGCGGUCACUUUCUGUGCCCACGGACUCAGGUGUCACCUCGGUGGACUAUGGUGAAGAGCAGAAGGCUGGUGAGGCCUGCAUCCUGCCUUAUGCCAGUACAAACUCUGAAGGCAGUAACAGUACCGACAACAUUGCAGCCCUCAGCACUGAGCAAGAAGCGCGGCACAGGAGGCAAAGAUCCAAAAGUAUUUCACUCAAGAAGGCCAAAAAGAAGCCCUCUCCACCCAUGAGAAGCGUCUCACUAGUCAAAGAUGAGCCAGUCCUCCCACCAGAAGGUGAAUUGGCACUGCCCAAGGACCAGAGGCCCAGGAGCCUUUGCCUCUCCUUGGAACACCAAGGGCACCAUUCAUCUCACCCCGAUCCUCAAGGGCAUCCAGCUGUGCCAACUCUCAAAGAUCCAGAAGGUUCACAGUUCUCUCACCACUGGUAUCUUACUGACUGGAAGUCUGGUGACACCUACCAAUCCUUGUCCAGCUCCAGCACAGCCACUGGCACCACAGUCAUUGAGUGCACUCAAGUUCGGGGAAGCUCGGAGUCUCUGGCCUCCCCCUCCACCUCCAGAGCAACCACGCCCUCCCAGAUCUCCAUUGAGGUGGAAGCCAGGGAAGUAGCCUCCCCUGGAAGGCCCACUGGACUGAUGUCCCCUUCCAGUGGCUACUCCAGCCAGUCAGAGACACCCACACCCACUGUCUCCAUGUCCUUGACCCUGGGCCACUUACCGCCUCCGAGCACCAGUGUCCGAGUACGUCCGGUGGUACCAGAAAGGAAGUCAUCACUGCCCCCGAUGUCACCAAUGGAAAAAAUCUGCAAGUCACGGUUAUCAUUUGACCUACCAUUGACCUCUUCAACCACCCUGGAUCUGUCGGGGAUGAGUAUCUCCAUGCGCAGCAAGACCAAGGUGAGCCGCCAUCACUCUGAUACCAAUUUUGGGGCCAAACUGGCACAGAAAACUAGUCCAAACCAGCCAAUCAUGCCCAUGGUUACUCAGUCUGACCUCCGUUCUGUUCGCCUGAGGUCAGUCAGCAAGUCUGAGCCAGAAGAUGACAUUGAGAGCCCAGAUUACACCGAGGAACCUGGAGCAGAAGAAGUCUUCACCUUGCCAGAGAGGAAAGUGAAACCUCCCAUAGCUGAGAAACCGCCACUGGCCCGAAGGCCUCCAAGCUUGGGUCACAGGCCACCCUCGCUCCCUGGGGAGUAUCCGCUAACUUCUCCUACUAUGGCUAUGACACCCAGGAGCUCCGUUCCACACGUGAAGCAGCUCCCCCAAGACAGCUACACAGUGUUGCAGAAACCAAAGUCACCUAGCUUCCCCAGUGGCAGGAGCCCCGGGGAGUCAACAGCGCCCUCCACCCUUGUCUUCACACCUCUCGCCAGUUCCUCUGGUGCUUUCUUCUCAGGAACACAGCAACCUCCCCAGGCCAGUGUAGAAGACGGGGGCCCCAAGGUGAGAGCCCUGCCGGAAAGAAUCAGCCUCCAGAGCCAGGAAGAAGCUGAGAAAAAGAUGAGCAAGAUUCCACCUCCAGUACCAAAAAAGCCCAGUGUGCUCUACCUGCCUCUUGUCUCCCCUGUAGCCCAAAUGGAUGCCUGCAUGGCCCAACCAAGGCUGCCGUUCAGCCCCAUCAUCACCUUGGAGGAAGAUACCAAGUGUCCCUCCACUGAGGAGGACCCGAAGUCACCUGGUAAAAGGAUGACUUCGGGUCUUCCUGGUGAUGGUGAAAAGGAGGCCAUCUCUCCAGGGAGGACUGUGGAACCAAGUGCCGAAGAGAAAAGUUUAAUCAGUGAUAAGACAGCUGAGUGGAUCUCGGAGGAGGACGAUGACGUGUUUGUGGCUUCGCGCACGACUGAAGAUUUAUUUACUGUGAUACACAGAUCUAAAAGAAAGCUCCUGGGCUGGAAAGAGCCUGGGGAGGGCUUCCCGGGCAGCAGACCCAGCUCCCACUCACCAGUGAAGAACACAGGCGAUUCUCCCACCACUGAGUCUGCUGCUGCCACAGGGCCAAGUGGCAGUGCCUGCCUAGACGCUGGCAGAAAUGAUGAUUUCAAGGCCUUGCUCCAGAAGAAGGGAAGUAAGGCAACUCCUAGGACCCGCCCCUCAGCAGCGGAGCUGCUCAAGACCACAAACCCUCUGGCUCGAAGAAUCAUUGCGCAGUUCUCAAAAGACUAUGAACCCACUGACAGCCCCAGUACCUAAGCCCUGCUUCUUGUUCACUAGGUCUGAGGAGAGCAGGGGGAAGAUAGAGGGCUUCAGAAAGGAACCAACCACAGAAAUGACAAAAGAUUCUGUCUUUGACAUUAACUCACACUCUGGACAGCAGAGAGGCCAACACAACACACCUGCGCUCCCCAAGCACUCCG
This is a messenger RNA of Arvicola amphibius (Eurasian water vole), 3827 nucleotides long. It is a transcript of the gene Nhsl2, whose product is annotated as NHS like 2. The transcript has 8 exons. Bases 1 to 3663 code for a protein of 1220 amino acids. The record is from RefSeq and is a predicted model, not a curated record. Gene Ontology annotation, biological process: cell differentiation. Lineage: Eukaryota; Metazoa; Chordata; Mammalia; Rodentia; Cricetidae.